AUGUCAAAAUUCAUUAUGAUUAAUGGAACGCACAAGUUCUCUAGUAACAUGGAAUCAGAAGCUGGUUCUAGUGUCAGCGCCGCUAUCCCAGAUGAUAAGAGAAGACUUGCACUUGAACGUAUUGGGAAUCAAGAGAUGGAAUAUCGAAAGUUAGCACAAGCAAUCACCAAAAUGGCGGAUUGCCAGCGUGAAUUGUACCAGACAAUUGAGUCGAUAAAUGACGAAAAAGUGUCUGAAGUAUUCGCACAAUUAUUCUCUCAGUUAUCAAAUGAUGGCAACAACAUCAAUGUUAAAAAAGAUACAGAAAUUCCUCAAUAUAACCUCAUAAAUAGUAAAAAGAUAAUAUUACCCCAAAUUCCCUCAAUUUCUUCAUUUUCAAAAAGUAAUACUUCGAAUGAUACCACUAUGAAUAUUAGUAAAGAAGAAUUUAUGAAGGUACCAUUUUGGCCUUUUUCCGAUUCACAGCCAAUUUAUCUCCAAACAGCACAGCAUCCUGAUCCUGUAUCACAACAGAUUACGAACACCGAGAUUGAAGUUGAAAUGGAUCACAAUGAUGACGAUAAUAUACCACCACCAUCAUCUCCAAACACACCUGUUUCAGAAUACUGCAGCUCCCCAAAAAAUGAAAUAUCCAAAUUAUCCACAUCAGCAUCUUCCUCGAAAUUUCCCAGUUACUCUAAGCGAUAUCGAAGAAAUCGACCGGACAAACGCGAGAAAUGGAGUUUACUACAACGACAAUGGUUGACCCGUGAAUUUCGUGCACAUUAUGAACGACGGGUAAGACUUGACGAUAACGUCACCAAAAAAGGUGUCGCUUACGAGUUGGAGCAAUUGAUUCAGGGGCGACCAGAAAUUCAUGUUUACCAGUGUGUGAGGUCUUAUUUGACCGGUCGUACAUCGAUUACGAAUCUUGAGGUUUUGCAUGCGAUCGAAAAGUGGAUUAAAAUGGAGAUUGCACAUUGGGGUGAAUUAUCAGAAGAGGAUUUUUGGAUUGAUUAA
Ambispora leptoticha is the source of this 999-nucleotide messenger RNA. NCBI's taxonomy places the organism in Eukaryota, Fungi, Glomeromycota, Glomeromycetes, Archaeosporales, Ambisporaceae. The record is from the annotation of a GenBank genome assembly.